GAUUCUUUCAACAUCAAUACCAUUUUUAACUUCGAUCACGAGCGAAAUUCGGACGGCGGAUUUUACGGGAAUGUGGUCGUUUGAGCUAAACCUACCGUUAUAGGAGUUCCGCCACUCCAAAGGGCGGCCCAAGGGACUAGAAAGCCAGUCGGAAACAGCCUCCAACGUCCCGUGGUCUUUCAACCGUCUGUUUCUGCACGUGGCUUUGGGCGGUCUCAUUGUCUACCUUAUAUGUUCAUUUGGUCUCCUUCUUUCAUCCGAGCGUCGGGCUGCUGGCUUCUCCCUUCACUCAUCCAUCCAACUUCGUCCCCUUCGACUAUUCUUUUCAGCAUUUUAAAGCGAGCAAAGGGAAUUCCAGACCCUACUCACGUCAGCAAACCAACUCACAGCCGUCCUGACCAGCUUCGCUAAACCUGUGCCGUUACCCACCUCUUGACGGCCAGCUGCAAGACGACCCCUGUUAUUUCUCCCCUCUGUCCAAAACCACAAACGGCAGACGCAAAGAUGCCUGCCAAAUCCCUAGUCGCCCUCGCUCAGCGGGAGGCCAUCAAAAACAUUGGGCAAAUCGACAACCUUGGCUAUGCCCCCUACAGCCUCGUCCGGCCCAUCCUGCUCAAGGUGCCCCGGGCGGAGCAGCUGCUCCGUAUCGAGGAGAACAGCCCGCACCUGACCGAGGACACGGCCGAGGUGUGGAAGUACAUGAUCAAGCGCGACUUCGCGCGGGCGUCGGAGAAGAAGGGCUACGUGCCCAAGAACCCGCUCUCGUGGGGCAAGGUGUACAUCAAGUACCAGCGCGAGCGCGAGGAGGAGAACGCGGCGGCCGAGGCCCUGCUGAGGAACGAGAUGAACGCGCUCAGGCAGGAGCGGGCGUCCAAGGAGACGCGCGUGCUCCGGCCCGGGGAGGUGCCCUACGAGUUCCGCAAGGCCACGGCCGUCGGCGCCUUCACCCGCUUCGGCGGCGCCCCCAGCGGGGCGCCGAGGUCUCAGAGCAACCUGACGUGGGGCGGCGGCGCGCGCACAAAGAACGUCAUGAAGAAGGUCAAGCGCGAGGUGGCCGAGCUGAGCAGGCGCAACGUCAUCUCGGGCCAGCUCGCCGCCCGCCGCGGCCAGAUCUCGCAGGCACCCAAGACUAUGCUCAACGACCACCGCAUCUCCAAGAACCCGGACCUGCCGGCCGACAAGUCCAUCGUCGCCCCCAGGCCCCCGGGAAGCAUCCUGGCCAAGGGCCGCACCGACAUGGAGUCCCGCCUGCUCCGCGCUAAGCAGCAGGCUGCCCGGUCCGGCAGCGGCGCCGGCGCGUCCGACCCCUCAUCCUCCUCCCGCCUGUCAAAGCCGCCACCCCCAAAGCGGCCCCAGGUCGAGCUGGCCGACGACGACCUGGAGAUAGAUGACGACGCGCUCUUUGGCAUAACCGAGCCCGCCGCCAAGCCCUCAAAAUCCGCCUCCGCCCCGUCAAGGAAGCCCCAGCCGCCCGCCCGCGGGGGCCUCUCGCCCGGCUUCCUCGACGACGAGUCCUAUGAGAACGAUGAAGAUCUGUUCGGCGAGAAGGCGGAGUCGGCGCUCUCUAAGAGGCCCGCCAGCCGCGCCCUGCCGCCCAGGGUCGCCGCCGGGAGUCCGCCCACAGCGUCUCGCAAGCGGCCCAGUGGAGGGGACAUCUUCAUGCGGUCGGCAAAAAAGGCCCGGUGAAACAGAACCUGAUCCGGGCUGCUUUUCUUUUUCGACACGGUAGUCAUUAUUCAUCAGGCUGAUCACUCCUGGAAGUCUUGUUCGAUUUUUUAUAUCUUUUUUAUUCUUUUUUAUUUUUUAUUUAGCAUUCUUGUUUCUCGUUCUUGAUGUUUUAAUGGGCUGGUCUUGUCUGAUCUCUCUGAGUUUCAACGUUACGCUUCUCUGCGCAUAGAUGUAGAGCGUCGUUUUUUUUAUAGUUUUUUUUUAUCUCUUUCAUCUAAAUCUCAUGGUUAGUGGUAGUUGUGCUGGAUUCUGCAUAUAGAUGCAAAGCAUCAGUUCGGAGGCGUUUUGGGAUAUAUCUUCUGUUCAAUGAAAUCAACGAGCUGCUACCCG
This is a messenger RNA of Gaeumannomyces tritici R3-111a-1, 2058 nucleotides long. RefSeq lists its product as hypothetical. The transcript has a single exon. Gene Ontology annotation, cellular component: elongin complex; nucleus. The record is from RefSeq and is a predicted model, not a curated record. Gene Ontology annotation, biological process: transcription elongation by RNA polymerase II. Bases 505 to 1686 code for a protein of 393 amino acids. NCBI's taxonomy places the organism in Eukaryota, Fungi, Ascomycota, Sordariomycetes, Magnaporthales, Magnaporthaceae.